Molecule: messenger RNA, 3163 nt
Organism: Tachyglossus aculeatus (Australian echidna)
Lineage: Eukaryota; Metazoa; Chordata; Mammalia; Monotremata; Tachyglossidae
Gene: ARMC2
Product: armadillo repeat containing 2
Exons: 18
Coding region: 47-2836 (929 amino acids)
Biological process (GO): sperm axoneme assembly; cilium organization
Molecular function (GO): protein binding
Source: RefSeq, a predicted model, not a curated record
CACAAUCAACUGCUCCCACCUCUGUGUGCAUUGUGUGUUCAUUUCCAUGCACACACAGUAUCGUGCCCAUCGUAGGAUUCCGGAUUGGCUGGUCCAGGGCCCUUCUGCAGGAGCUUGCUGUGCCUGCCCUCACUUCACCAGCCAAGUUACCAGACAGGCGGGUGCCUGGGUAUUGCCACCCCAAUCAAGCAAUGUGUGUACUGUGCUUCCUGGAAGGUGCCUUUUCCUACUAAGAAAGAUGCAGACUCCAAAUGAUAAAAAGCCAGAAAAACUGGAGCCAUUUUAUAGACCUUCAGUUUCCAGACGGAAGACCAGCGCAGAGAUCAUAAAUGAAGCCCGAAGUUCAUUAAGGUCCAUUAGAACUCAAAGACCAUUUACUCCCAGAGAAGAGCAAAGAAAACUCUUUGGGUCUGCAACAUCGAGAACGCUGGAAAAUAGACCACUUUCUUCUUUUAGCCUCCAUGCUUCCAGUUUUGAGUCACCUGAUUGUAAACCAAUUUCCGGUACACGCCUCAUUCCACUAGAGCAUAAACCCAAAGUUCUUAGCUCUUCCACCAAAGAAGAGGAUGCUUCCAUUUCCUUUCCCAAACCUCCUGUGGACCCUGUGAAGAUUAGGAGAGUAAGCUGUGCUCGCGCAAGCUUGUUUAAGGCAGCAUCUCGAGGAAACAUCCUUCCAGACAGAAGAUUUCAACUCGAGGAGUCGAAGAAGAGGCUGAAUUCAGAAGAGCCAGGUAUUAGAGGGGACUCUUCAAUUAAUAAUUCUGAAAUUUGCAUAAGAGAAUUAAAUGCCCCUGCCCAUUUUAAAGGGCACAGCCUUCAACUAACUGAUGGUGUAGACCGAAACGAAACACAGAAGCAGGAUGGUGUGAGCAGGAGCGUUGCCUCAUUCUCAUCCCAUCUCAGAAGUGGAGGCAACCAGAUGAAAAAUCAAAAUCACAUUGGAGCUUCAGCAUGUCGAAGAAACAGCAACCAGAGCAAAUCAGAAACAAAACCAGGGUUGGAUUUAAGAGAAAAUGAAACAGAAGAGGAAGAAACAUACUGGAAUUCAAGGAUUUUACCCAUUUUGCGUGAAUUAGAGAUGGAGGGCAAUAUUGAAAACAUUUGUACUGCCUGCACCAGCCUCCACCAAGCAUUAGAGGAAGGAAACAUGCUUGGAAGGAGAUUUAAAAGAAGAACUAUACUCCUGAAGACUCUAUAUAAACUAGUUGACAUUGGUUCAGAUUUGCUUGACCUCAAACUUGCAAAAACUAUUUUAGCGCUUAAGGUGAGUGGAAAGAAUCUUCUCAAUGUCUGCAAACUCAUAUUUAAAAUUAGUCGAAGUGAGAAGAAUGAUUCCCUAAUCCAAAAUGAGAGCAUUUUGGAGUCUUUGUUGGAGGUCCUGAGAGUUGAAGAUCUGCUAACUAAUAUUGAGGCUUUUCUGUAUUGCAUGGGAGCUAUAAAAUUUGUUUCGGGAAAUCCAGGGCUCCUCAGCGAGAUGGUCAGCAAAGGUGCAGUUGAAAUCUUGUUGCAGUUGAUCAAGAAGAUAAAUGGUUCCCCCCAAAAAACUGGCACUUGCCUCCUCAAUGCAGACCACCUGUUAGUGCAGAUAACUGCUACUAUUCGAAACUUGGUUGAUUUGCCUCUGGUCAGAUAUAAGUUUCUGAGCAACAGUGCACUCCCCGAACUAUGUCUAGUAAUGGAACAACAUACAGGGGACAAGGAUGUCUGUACCAAUAUUGCCAGGAUAUUCAGCAAGCUGUCUUCCUACCGGGACUGCUGUGCCGCCUUGGCCACCUGCUCCACCUGCUACACCUCGUUGUUAGUUCUGCUGGAUAAAUACCCGAGGAAGCAGGAUUUAGUAGUUCGCAUCGUUUUCGUCCUCGGCAAUCUGACAGCAACAAACAACCAAGCACGUGAACAGUUUGCUAAAGAGAGAGGAUGCAUUCAAACGCUCUUGUCUUUAUUCCGCACUUACUGUGAGCUUGACCUGAAUUCCAAGAAAUGGAAUGGGGAAGGAGAGGACCCGCACAGGACACCAAAACAGCCUUCGGAGGUUGAAGACGUCCUGAUCAAAGUGCUGCGCAUCCUCGCCAACGUCUCCAUUCACCCCAACGUCGGGGCAGCCUUGGCCACUGACCAGCGCAUCGUGGCCUCGCUGCUUACCAUUCUAGAAUGCAAGUCAAUCGAUGACUGUGAAGAGCUGGUAAUCAAUGCUACGGCAGCAAUCAACAAUCUGUCUUUCUACCGAGUGAGCAAUUCCGUAAUCCGGGAUAAGAAACUGCUCAUUGCUGAAUUGCUCUUAAAGCUUCUGAUGAGCAGUAACAUGGAUGGAAUCCUGGAGGCCGUACGAGUCUUUGGCAAUCUCUCCCACUACCAUGAAAUUUGUGACUUCCUUGUGCAGAAAAACGUGUACAAAUUUGUGAUCGCGCUGCUGGAUGCUCGGCACCAAGAUGUCUGCUUUUUCGCCUGUGGGGUUCUCCUGAAUCUCACCGUAGAGAAAGACAAGCGAGUCAUCUUAAAAGAAGGGGGCGGAAUUCAAAAGUUAGUGGAUUGUUUAAGAGACUUCGGUCCUACCGACUGGCAACUGGCCUGCUUGGUAUGUAAAACCCUGUGGAAUUACAGUGAAAACAUCACAAGUGCUGCUUCGUGUUUUGGAGAGGAAGUUACAACUACGCUCCUAGCUUUGUUGUCAUCAUUUUUAGAUGAGGACCUAGCCCUGGAGCAGAGUUUGGACGGAGCUCUACGAGACCACCACAGGUUCUACUGGGAAAGAGAGUUUAAGCCUGUGGCCCAGCAGCUUCUCAGCCGCCUUCAGCGCUGCCACCCGCCCUUCCCCGAACCCAUUUCUUCCUUCUGAGGCCAGAUCGCAGUCCCCAGCCCACGGACCGACUGUGAGGACUGAGCACGAUUGGUACUUACCCUAAAUACAGAAAACUUGCAAUCCAUCAUAGGGAUUGAUGAGUCUGUUACAUACUUCUGCUGCACAAAGUUGUUUUUACAGUUAGUUUGAUAUAGAAAAAUGGGAUUUAAGAAGCUUAGAGAUUAAAGUACUGGCAAAAGUUUUAUUUCUAUUACAGUAUUUAAUUAUUUUGAUCUGGAUCUUCUGGGUUUUACUACAGUUUUAAGGCACUAGUUUCCUUAUUCAUGCUAAAUUCUAUUAAUAAAUUAUGGUGAAACAGCAUAA